Messenger RNA from Punica granatum (pomegranate), 1797 nucleotides. Lineage: Eukaryota; Viridiplantae; Streptophyta; Magnoliopsida; Myrtales; Lythraceae. The record is from RefSeq and is a predicted model, not a curated record.
GUUGUUUUACUUUACUGCUUGUUGGUUGAUUUGAUUAGUUCCUAUCUCGAUUACACUAGUAGGGGAGGAAGAUUAAUCGCUGCGUUAUUAUUUGGUUGAGUACAUCCCCUCCCCCCAACACCAGUGCCCUGAUGGGGAUCAUGCAUUUUCCUCAGCUCGAGGAAAAGGGUUUAAAGCCAUCAAACGACAAUUUAGAAACAACAAUUGAUUGGAUUCCUUGCAUGAAGAACAUGAGGCUGUGAGAUAUGCCCAGAUUCCCUGGAACCACGGAUCGAGACCAUGUCAUUUUCGAUUUCGUGAAGGAUGCAAUUGCAAGAUUUGAUAAGGCUGCUGCGACGAUCAUCCACACUUUUGAAGCACUUGAGCAAGAUGUUUUGAAUGCUCUCUCGUCUAUGUCCUCCAGGCCUACUUAUGCAAUCGGUCCAUUUCAGUUACUCAUCGAUCGAAUUCCUGGAAAUGAGAACCAUCUUAAGCACAUUGGGAGCAACCUAUGGAAAGAAGAUAUGGAGUGUCUUCAGUGGCUCAAUUCGCAGAAAUCCGAAUCAGUGGUCUACAUUAAUUUUGGAAGCGUAGCGCUUUUGACAUCUCAACAGCUGGUUGAGUUUGCCAUGGGGAUUGCUAACAGCGGAUAUCCUUUCCUAUGGAUAAUUAGGCCAGAUCUAGUGAACGGGGACUCGGCAAUACUACCUCCAGAAUUCAAUGAAGAAACAAGGGCAAGAGCCUUUAUUACUGCAUGGUGUCCACAAGAAGAAGUACUCAAUCACCCUUCGGUCGGAGGGUUUUUGACUCACUGCGGGUGGAACUCAAUGAUAGAGAGCAUGUCUGCCGGAGUCCCAAUGAUGUGUUGGCCCUACUUCGCCGACCAACAAACAAACUGUAAGUAUGCUUGUAAAGACUGGGAGGUUGGACUAGAGAUCGACAGCGAUGUGAAGCGAGAAGAAGUGGAGAGGCUCAUGAUGGAAUUGAUGGAAGGAGAGAAGAGAAAGAGAAUGAAGGAAAGGGCCGAGGACUGGAAGCAACUAGCAUUCGAGGCAACGAGUGAACACGGUUCGUCGUCUACAAAUUUGGACAAACUAGUAGGUGAGAUUAUAGCUAAAUAGAUCAUAAUCAUCUUAUGUUAUCAAUUGAAAAUCAAUAUCUCUGCCCUUCAAAAUAUUCACAAUAUUUAUAAUAUCUUAUGACUUCGUUUUCUUUUUCUUCAUGUCAUAUAUUACUCCUACGCGUGUCUUGGGACCACAACGAUGUAAGUUCCAGUGUAAGCAUGGAUUGAGUCCAUACAGACUCUUUCCUUUUUCUUUAAUGUUUUCUUCUUUUGUUUAUUUCAAUUCCAUGUACUCCCUUCAGCCCAUCAUGGGCUAAGUGUUUGAAUAAAUCUUCCAUGUCGAUCUCAUAUUUAUCUUGACAGUCUAUGCAUAUCAGAUCCUUGUUCUUCCUGUAUUCCAUGGUUAUUCCCUGCGUUUAGAUCUCUGGGUCAGAAUGGUAUCAAAGCCAAGACUAGGUGGGGAUAGGAUGUAUAUUCCGUUUAAGUUACUUAGAUCCAUGUAGAUCUCGUAGGUCAUACCAUCUAGGACCGCCUUCAUGGCUGGUAGAAACUCAUGUAGCGUUCUCCCAAUAGUGUAUUAUUGCAUAUCCUAUACAAUGAACUGAAGCUGGUAAACAUGAUAGGAAGAUGGCAUAGAUCACAAACUCUUUAGGCUUCUGGACUAAACCACAAUGAACUGAUGCUCACAAAAGAAGUAGUGCAAUAGGCUCUAAUGUCCAUCCAGUCGCUCUAAUGGACCCUACACAUUCACCGUU